AUGUCUCUCACGCGCGACACGUUCAUCUACCGAGGCGCCCUCGUCAUCGGGCUCCUCCCCUCCUUCUUCGGCUUGAACUCGCUCCUCAGGCCAGAAGGUUCCCUCAAAUCUGUCGAGUUCCCAGUUCCCACAGACCCCGAGUCACGGAAGCUCGUCUUUGGCCUGAUGCGCAUCUACGGUAUCCGCAACGUCGUUGUCAGCUUCACCCUUACGCUGAUCUGGUUGACUGGGAAUAAGAGAAUGGUCGGGUUGGGCUUGGUCGGUGCGAUGUGUAUGGCUAUCACUGACGGGUUGGUCAGCAAAUCGGUGACGGGAGGUGGAGAGUGGAAUCAUUGGAGUUUUUUGCCAGUUAUUGGGGUUUUUGUGGCUGGCUUGCUUGGGUGGUUCUGA
Messenger RNA from Fusarium vanettenii 77-13-4, 390 nucleotides. RefSeq lists its product as uncharacterized. Bases 1 to 390 code for a protein of 129 amino acids. The record is from RefSeq and is a predicted model, not a curated record. Lineage: Eukaryota; Fungi; Ascomycota; Sordariomycetes; Hypocreales; Nectriaceae. The transcript has a single exon.